CCCCCCCCUUCCCGGGCCGGCGUCGAUGCUGAGCGGGCCGGGGGCACUGCCCGCCUCCCCCGCACCAUGGACGGCUUCUACGACCAGCAGGUUCCCUUCAUGGGCCCCGGGAAGUCCUGCGCAGAAGAGGGCCGAGGCCGGCCGGGGUCCGAUAGGAAAAGGAAAUUUUUGGAGACCGACCUGGCCCACGACUCGGAAGAGCUCUUCCAGGAUCUCAGCCAGCUCCAAGAGGCCUGGCUAGCUGAAGCUCAGGUCCCCGACGAUGAACAAUUUGUCCCAGAUUUCCAGUCUGACAACUUGGUCCUGCACGCCCCACCUCCGGCAAAGAUCAAGCGGGAGCUGCACAGCCCUUCCUCGGAGCUGUCGUCCUGCAGCCACGAGCAGGCUCUCUGUGCCGGCUACGGGGACAAGUGCCUCUACAACUGCUGUGCCUACGACAGGAAGCCCCCCGCCGGGUUCAAGCCAUUAACGCCGCCCGCCACGCCGGUGUCUCCUGCGCACCAGGGAUCGGCCCUGCCGCCGCCGGCCGCCGUGCAGGCAGCUGCCCAUGGGGCGGCCCCGGCCCCGCACCCGCUGCAGGAGCAGAGGCAGCAGACCUUCGCUGUGCCGCGGCCGCCUCACCCGCCCAUGCACAUGCCAAAGAUGAUGUCCGAAAACCAAUACCCCGCAGAGCAGAGGUUUCAGAGGCAGCUGUCUGAGCCCUGCCACCCCUUCCCGCCGCAGCCCGGGGUCCCGGGGGACAGCCGCCCCGUCUACCACCGGCAGCUGUCGGAGCCCCUUGGCCCCGCCGCCCCUCACCCCCCUCAGGGAUUCAAGCAGGAGUACCACGACCCGCUCUACGAGCACAGCGGCCCCGGCCUGCCCGGCCCCCCCGGCCACGGCUUCCAGCCCUCCAUGGGCAUCAAGCAGGAGCCCCGGGACUACUGCAUCGACUCAGAAGUGCCUAACUGCCAGUCCUCAUACCUGCGGGGGGGCGUCUUCCCCAGCAGCCAUGACGGAUUUUCAUAUGAAAAGGACACACGAUUGUAUUUUGAUGACACGUGCGUGGUACCGGAGAGGCUGGAGGGUAAAGUGAAGCAGGAGCCCACCCUGUACCGAGAGGGCCCUCCCUACCAGCGGCGCGGGUCCCUGCAGCUCUGGCAGUUCCUGGUCACCCUCCUGGACGACCCCGCCAAUGCCCACUUCAUCGCCUGGACCGGCCGGGGCAUGGAGUUCAAGCUGAUCGAGCCUGAGGAGGUAGCGCGGCGCUGGGGCAUCCAGAAGAACCGGCCGGCCAUGAACUACGACAAGCUCAGCCGCUCCCUGCGCUACUACUACGAGAAGGGCAUCAUGCAGAAGGUGGCCGGCGAGCGGUACGUCUAUAAGUUCGUCUGUGACCCCGACGCCCUCUUUUCCAUGGCCUACCCCGACAACCAGCGCCCCUUCCUGAAGACGGAGCCCGACUGCCCGGUGCCCGAGGAGGAGACGGUGCCGCUGACGCACUUCGAGGACAGCCCGGCGUACCUCCUGGAGAUGGAUCCCUGCGGCAGCCUUCCCUACGCGGAGGGCUUCGCUUACUGACUCGGCCAGCCGGCAGAGCCGCGAGCACUAGCGCAUCCACUUUGGGCAAAUACGGUUUUGUAAGGAAUAUUUUUUGCUGUUCAUAAGGAGGAAAAAAAAAAACAAAAAACAAAAAACACCAAACCCAAAACAAACCGUGUGCGCACACACAAAUUGGAGGAAUCUAAAAUGCCCGGUGUGUGUCACUGCCGAAUUCCCACCCUUACUGUCCAAGGGCUAGUGCGUAGGACUGCCCGUGGCUGGCACCUCCCGCCAAGCAUCGGCGCGAUGUUUUUGGGGCGACGGGAGCUAAAGACGCAGUCUCUGACCCAGGCCCCGUUCCUCGCCAGCACAGCGAGGGCUGCCGGCUCCGGCAGCGCCCCGGGACUGGGCUGAGCCGGUGUGGCCGCCUAGCCAAUUGUCACGACAAUCUGCUUUUUUGCAUCGAGCACGAUCCGCGUAGCUGCCUUGUGUGGUGGAAAGGGCUUUUAUUUGCACAGAGGAGGGGGCCGCCUGGGCCAGCACCCCGGGGCUGAUGUGCGCAGCAUCCUACCCCAAUCCCGAGGAGCCUUCUGCCUUCUUCCCAAACCGCCCCUCCCUGCCCCACCCUUGUGAUAUAACCUGAUAUAUAACGGUUUCUCAGCCCUUCCCGGGUCCUCGCCGUGCCCCUCUCUCUCCUCCUCCCCAGCUCCGGCUGCGGGCCAUGGGUUGCAUUUUUGGGGGAGGAGACCCUGACACUAUCUCCCUCCCUCCCUCCCUCCCUCUUUUUUGUUGUUGUUGGUUUUUUUUUUUGAUGUUUUGGGGGAGGGGGGGGAAGUUUCUAAACUGAUUUUUGUAGAUUUUUUGUAUUUUAAGGCAAAGCUAUUUUUUGCAGCCUGGCUGCUGUUCCCGGAGCCCCUGGGGUUGCCCCCCUGGCUUUCCCCGUGGCCCACUUGCGGGGGGGAGCCCUCGGUGCCCGCAGCUCCCCGGGAUGGCUGCCGAAGUAUCCGGUCCACUCCAUUUCACUGCUCGAGUCCUCUUUCCCGGGGGAGCCGGGGCUGAACCCCGGUGCCGGCUCAGCUGCGCUCCCCCCCCUGCUCGGCAUGGCCUCGGAGCUGGGCUGUAAGGCUGCGGUGGGCAGGGACGGCGGGGUCCCCCACCCCGCUUCCCCGGUACCCUGCUUCCCUCCAGCUCCCUCCUCCCCGCUGCGCCUCCUAACACUCCUCCACCACUCAUAUAUCCAUACCUGCCUAUCCCCCCACUCCCACCGGCUACAUGUUUUUGUUGUAAAUGCUGUAUAGGAAAUUUUUUCUCUUCCU
Messenger RNA from Gymnogyps californianus (California condor), 2837 nucleotides. RefSeq names its product ETS variant transcription factor 5 (gene ETV5). Lineage: Eukaryota; Metazoa; Chordata; Aves; Accipitriformes; Cathartidae. The record is from RefSeq and is a predicted model, not a curated record. Gene Ontology annotation, biological process: regulation of transcription by RNA polymerase II; cell differentiation. Gene Ontology annotation, cellular component: nucleus. Gene Ontology annotation, molecular function: DNA-binding transcription factor activity, RNA polymerase II-specific; sequence-specific DNA binding.